AUACGAUUUAUUUUUAAUUUAGAGUGUUGCUUUUUAUAAGUUUAUUUUACUGGUGACAAUGACCAGAAUUUUUCUGUGUUUCUUCUCUUACAUUUUAUUAAAUGGACAAAUUCUUAGUUGCCUGGCUCAAGGAAUACAAGGGUGCACUAACAGCGACUUUGUAUACGACUGUAAAAUGAAAAACUUAAACAAGAUACCAACUACUUUUCCAACUGGAGUACGAACUGUAGACCUCAGCAAUAACUCAAUUUCGAAUGUCUCUUCUAUUCCUGAAACUAGCAGUCUGAUCCACCUUGACCUUUCAUCCAAUGGAGUAUCAACACUGAUGUAUGAUGCAUUUGACAACCUUGAUAAUCUGGAAACCUUAAUUUUGAGCAACAAUAACAUUGAAAGAGUUACGGAUGAUAUAUUUGAAUGGAACCCUUUGAAAUUGCAGGUAUUGCGACUAGAUAAUAAUAAAUUGGAAUUCAUUCAACAUUUUCUGUUGUAUGACCUGGAUAAGUUGGAAGAACUCGAUUUUCAUAACAAUAACAUCUCCUUUAUUCAUCCUCAUGCAUUUGCUCAUCUGUCGCAUCUGACUCGACUCAGACUCAACGGCAACAAUUUGUUUACGUUUGAACAUAAAUGGAUAAGUGGAAUGAAAUCAAACCUUAUGACGGAUUUAAGAUUUGAAAAUAAUCCAUGGUCCUGCGAUUGCGCAAUGACACCUCAUGUGAAAUGGAUGAAAAGUGCAAAAUGGUUUCAACAUUUGAUUCGUGGACAAGCUUUUACAUGUCAUAGCCCAGCUAAUUUAAAGGAUCGAAAUGUAUUAUCACAAACCGCAACGGUGAUGAAUACAACAUGUGAUCUACCAACUAUCACCCAAAUCUCACAAAACUCUCAGUUGCAUGUCGGUGACACCAUUGAACUGCGUUGUGUUGUGAGUGGAAUACCACAUGCAACUAUCACAUGGACAGCACCAAACGCAGACAAGUACAAUUUUCACAAUGCAGAUAGGUUUGAAGGUAUAGAAGCAUAUCAGAAUGGCACACUAGUCAUUCACAAGUUUAAAACUGAGGACUUUGGCACUUAUAACUGCACUGCAACUAAUUUUAAGGGUUCUGUGCAGUAUAAAACCAAAGUUACACAAGCAACUGGACCAAAUGACACCCCUGUGGAUAAGCCAGCUGAGACCAAAGUAAAUAAAGAUACUAUGGUAAUUAAACAGCACAGCAGUCAAUGCCCCAAAAACUGUACUUGUUUAGCAAGCAACACAGAUUGUUCUGGAGAUGGUAGUUCCACAGAAGGAGGAUGGCAAGAAGUACCACAGGGCAUGCCUGCAGCCAGUACAACAAUAAGUCUUACUUCAAAUAGUAUUAGAACCAUUCAGGCGACAGACUUUGCAUCCUUUACUGAUUUGUCAGAGUUGCGUUUGGACAAGAACAAAAUUGCAUCCUUUGCUGCUGGGGCUCUCGAUCACAACAGCAAAAUCACAACACUGACAUUACGUGGUAACAAGUUAACCAGCUUUCCCAACCACUUAUUCAAGAACUUAGUAAAGCUGAGCAUUCUUGUUUUGGACAACAAUGAAUUAGAAAUGAUACACGCCAAGUGGUUUGCUGGUUUGAAUAAACUACAAUGGUUGUACAUACGUAGUAACAAAAUUACCAACAUUCAACCUCACGCAUUCCAAGGACUCACUGCCCUACGGUUUAUUCAUAUGGAGCAGAACCUUCUUACUUCUCUGAGUUUGGAAACUAUACAAGAUCUUACCCAAAUGGAUCAAAAAGUUAUUCAAAAAAUAUUUGUCGCCGGGAAUCCUUUCGAUUGUCAAUGCAGUAUGAAUGAUUUGAGACACUAUCUGAAACAAAACAGAAAUCUGAAGACAUUGUUUGGCGAGGGGAUUCAAUGCGAAUUUCCUGCUAAACUGGAUGGAAUGUUUUUAACUAAUUUUAAUGAAAGUGUCUCAUGUCCGGUAUUACGCACCAUUGAAGGAAAUGCAAAUGGCGCUGUGUGUCAUUUUCCCUUCCAAUACAAAAAAAGCUCCUACAGCACUUGUAUUACUGUUGGGCGAUCAGACAACCGCUUAUGGUGUGCAACAACUGCUAACUUUGACAGUGAUAAUACAUGGGGUUUCUGUAAUCCAGCUGAAGAAACAAAUCAACCAAUUAAUGUCCACAUUCAGAGCAGCAGUAAUCCAAAUGGAACGUAUACAGCUAUGUGGUUUGCAGGGGCAGCUGUAGGAAUAAUUAUAUGCAUUGCAAUCUUCUAUGUGUGGAAGAAAAAUCGCUGCAACUUCAAGAGCGGUUCAAUGAGCUACCGGAAUAUUCCAGGCAAUGAUGAAGUUGAAGAACAUAGAUCUCUCACUGCUGGCAACCACACCAGUGGAUCCGAAGCAUUUGUCUAGACCAUUUUACCAGCACACAAAUAUAUUAAACAGGAAAAAUCUUUUCUACAGAAUUUUUACACAAGUUUUAAUUGGCCAGCAAGUAAUUAAUUUUAGGUUGACAGCUGGUUGUUUUAGGUAUUUUCAUCAAAUUUCUUGUAGUGGAUUUUAAGUUAGCCUUCUGCAGUACUUUAUGUAACUUUCUCUUGUAAACUGAUCAUGGUAAAUGAAAUAUUUUGAAUCUAUAACUGCAUAUGUAUCUAUGUAUGAAAUGAGUGUUGAUUUUUGUUGUGUACUGAUGUUGUGGGUUUGUUAGCAAUUAUAUCCUCCCCACUUUAUUACUAAGAAUUUCCAACUGCACACUUUCCUCUGCCCUUUUCUAACUGUUUUACUUUUAAUCUUAUAUUUUUAAUAAUGAAUUCAUAUUUCAUAUAACUAUCAUUCGCCUUACUGCUUUAGUAUUGCCAACACAAUCACUUCGCCUCAUUUUGAAUCAGUUGCAGCACAGAGAAAAGGAAUGCUCAACUCUAUAUGUGAAUAUAUUUACAGAAACCCAUCUUUUCCAUGCACUUUCCACACUUUUCAUUGUGUUUGUGAUCAAUCGUGCCUUGGGCCAAGUAUCAUUGGUACAUAUCUUCAGUUGGCGUCUUUUGUGGCAGUUUUAUACUUUCCACUGAUGUACGAGAAUUCUGUGUGUUAUAUAUCGGCCAUGUGUAUUUUGUAACAUAUGAAGUGCCACUCAUAUUUAUAGGUAUUAUAAUCUUUUUUGUCCGCCAUUUUUUCUAGGUAGUGCGAUCGCUCGACGAAGGUACUUCUGGUUCAUUAUUUUAGCACAAAUCGGUCCGUAUAAAGUCUUAAUGCCUGUGCUUUCAAUCACACAUGUAAAAAACGUGCUGAAGCAACGCUGCAACCUGCGCAUGUGCUUUUAAUUUCAAUCUACUGUAAAAAAAUAGCCCGAGGCUUUCUGUCUCAUCAGGCGAAUCUCUGAUGCUGUAAUUCGAAAAUGUGCUGCGUUUCGCUUGUAAGAUGAAUAAAAAUGUGCGUGCGUUUUCA
Messenger RNA from Ciona intestinalis (vase tunicate), 3418 nucleotides. The record is from RefSeq and is a predicted model, not a curated record. Lineage: Eukaryota; Metazoa; Chordata; Ascidiacea; Phlebobranchia; Cionidae.